GCGCCGCCAUUUUCUGGUGCCCAUAGAAGGGCAAGUGGCACCAGAAAAAUGGCCGGGUAAUUAGGGUUGCUAACAAUUGCAUUCGCCUCCACUCAUAGCUGCCAAGUAUCCCGAUUUAAGGGACGAUACCGGGAUUUUUCGCUAAACGGGAGACCGCCGGGAAACGCUAAGAAAAAAGGGGUCUUCCCGGCGGAUACGGGAUACUUGGCAGCUAUGGUACUCCAUAGAAGAGAACGUUAGGCUAUUCCUGCUGACAUUUGUACGCAAGUUUUACAGUCCAAGAAUAAGAUAAAGCCAUGCUAGUUUCAUAUCUCCAUCUCUAAGAACCUGCUUUAUGCUGUAUCUGUGUUUGGCCAUCUUCCUGCUUUAAAAUCUUACAGAUUAGGUCUUAUGUGAACAUAACGAGAAAUAUAAAAUAACCCAUUCAUAUGAAAAAGACAGCAUGCCUCUAAAUUGACCACAUUUUCCUGUGCAUAACACGCCCCCAUGUAUAAGAUGUCCCCUAUUUUGGGGGACUCAAAAUUAAGAGAAUGGGGGAUGAUUGCUCCCCAUGUAUAAGACUACCCCCUUUUUAACAUUAUUUUUAAAGUAAAACACCCUAGUUUUAUACACAAAAAAGUACGGUAUUUAUUUAUUUGACAAAAUAUGCUGCUUAACUGUAAACAAACCCUCUUAAGUGACUUACAAAGUUCAUAAAAUGUACGCUAAAAUUGUCAGCAACGAUCAACAUUUAAAAACAAGUUUAUAAAAGAUCAAAGCGAAUAAAACCCACAGUUGAAAGUAUACGUUUUAAGCUAAAAUCACAGAUUAAAAUACACUUUGCACGUCUUAAGUAGGCCUGGCUACACAGAAAAGGUUUUAGCAGGGGGCGAGAGGAGUAAAGGAAGGCAGCUGGCUAAUGACAAUGGGAAGUGGAAACUGCAAAUGGAGAGAGAGUGUCACUCAGGUCCUGCCUGCAGGCUUCCCGUUGGCAAUCUGGUCGGCCACUGUGAGAACAGAAUGCUGCGCUAGAUGGGCCAUUGACUUAAUCCAGCUCUUCUUACAUUCUAACCCGGGGGUUAGAACUCAGUGGGGCUUACUUUUGAAUAAGCAUGCAUAGGAUCACACUAUUAGGUUACUGUGUUGUGAGACUGUCUUAAUAGAGAACAGAGCUAUAUUUUGCUUAGCAAAGCACCAGUUUGAAGUUGUGGGCUGCCUGCCAUUUCAGAGUGUUCAUAAAUUAGGUUUUGUCCUGUUACUCCGUGGGUACCAAGGCACAAAGUACUGUCAACAGAUGGUGGUCUCUGCAGCGAGGACUGCUUCUUUUUUUCCCCCUUUUGAAGUUUGACGCUUUUCAAUAACCAGUGUGAUAGCAUGCAGCUAUUUUAAGGGGAAGGAGUGGAUAUAUCAAUUAAUCUGUUAGAUGGUGCUAAUUUUGUAAAAAUAUUUUAUUACCAAGGCGCUUGUAUUUUGACAACUUGGCACGCCAUAUGGUCUUAAUGUUUAAAAUUCUAAAUUUCUACCUUUUAGGGAAGGCAGUUUCUGUAUCAGUUUGUCUGUCAUGAGGCUCCAUUGCAGUGCAGAGCAUGUUCUAGGGCUCCUGCUCCAAAUAAAGAUAGUACAACAUGAUAACGGAAGUUGUUGCAGUUUCCCAAGACGCCGAUUGUUUAGUUGGCUUCCUCAAUGCUCAAUAUCCCGGGGGGGGGGGGGGGAGAGAGAGAGAGAAAGAUGGAAGGAAGUUUGAAUGAGAUGUGGUGGGAGCACUUCCUAGCUUACCCCAUUGCUCCAUAAUUGCUGCAUCAUCUUUACCAUUGGUUCAUGUGGCGCAAGUUAUUGGGUGUCAGUGUGAACUGUAAGUUUGUCCUGGAACGCACCCAGUGCUGUCCUUUGACUGUACAGUGGUACCUCUGGUUACGAACUUAAUUCGUUCCGGAGGUCCGUUCUUAAGCUGAAACCGUUCUUACCCUGAGGCACGCUUUUGCUAAUGGGGCCUCCCGCUGCACACGCCCCUCCGGCGCGCAAUGUCCGUUUGCAUCCUGGGGCAGAGUUCGCAGCCAGGAGCAGCUACUUCCGGGUUAGCGGAGCUCGUAACCUGAAGUGUUCGUAAACAGAAGCGUUCGUAACCAGAGGUACCACUGUACAUUGGUAGUGCUUGGAAAGCUGAUCACCUAACGUUCUCAUUGAGAUACAAGCAGUAGACUUCUAGGAACCACAAGAGUUUCCUAGAUUUUUUUUUUGAAAGUCAGUGUCUUAAAUGAAUAUGACUGUGUGCAUUCAGCUUAAAAUUGUUCUUUCUUCAGUGUGACUACAUUUACAGGGUGAUGAUUUUAACAGCAGUGUGUGAGUGUGAUAUGUAUUUAAAAGAAUAAGAGUCAAUUAAGAGUCUAAUAAAAUGCUGUGAAGCAGGGGUGGCCUUCCAGCUGUUGCCGGACUAGAACACCCAUCACCUCUGACCAUGGCUGAUGGGAGGUUCCCCACCUGCUGUGGGCUGAGGAUUUUCUCAGGACAAGUGACUGCUGUUGGAAGUGCUCAUAAAAUUGUUUUCAAAAGUGUGGGGGUGGGAAGUAAAGGCUUCCUGCUGGUUAAGCAAAGAUUUUAACAAUAAUUCCAGUUGGUAUGUUGCUCUUGUAACCUACUGAUGAACUGUGCCAUAAGGAAAUAUGGUAAAACUCACAUCAAAUCGACCAUCUAAAAUCAUAUUUUAAUAUGUAUUGUCGUAUUGUACUUUUACUAUUUUUUGUUGGGAGCUGCCCAGAGUGGCUGGGGCAGCCCAGUCAGAUAGGAGGCAUAUAAACAAAUUAUGAUUAUGAUUCCACCACCCACCUGACACUUGCUGAAAGGUGCGUUUCACAGCUUGCAUUGAUGUUGUAGUUUUGUUAGAUAUAGAAAUAUUUAUAAAUCUUGCCCUCACACCUAAGCUCGCUGAUUUACUUUGGAAUUGCUCUAAGUCAGAGGUCAGUGCAGUGCUACUUGCAACAGAUACUAAGGUUGAAUGUCUGCCUUCAGCCAUGUGGUUAUAUGACAUUCUGCUGCCUUCUGUCUUUUGGGGAAAGUACAAAAUAGUCUGUGUGAACAAAACUGCAUCCCUCCUACUAUGGUUUGGCUAGCAUGUCCCAUGAUGACCUCCGCUAUUCACAAGCAAAGGUUAUCCGUGGUUCAUUGCUAUUGUUUGAUCCAAUUAGCUUUUAUUGACUGAGAAGGCUUUAAUAGGUUUCAUUUAUGUACCUUGGGUUUAUUGCAGUUUAGUCCUCUAAAAUCCCCAGGAGGUUUCCAGAAUAACAAAGAUGUUAUUAAUGAGAUGUUAAAGGAGUGCAAAUUUUAGAAUCGCAUUAACAGAUAGGUAAGUGGGUGUUCAGAGCUUAUUAUACCUCUCAGUUUUCAGUACUGGCAGUAAUGAAUUUGGUUGUUCCAAGCGAACAGCAGCAUAUCCAUCUCAUGCUGUUCUUUGCAUUGGGUGAUUUUUGUGUGUGUGCUGAUUUAUGGGUAUGAAUGUGUUCUAAACUUCCUAGGUGCGUAGAUUUGAGCAAGGAUGGGAACUUCUACCGGUACCGGUAUAUUCCUGGAGAAUGUAGAAGGGCAGCUCUUUUCUUCUCCAGACCUUCGGAUGGAGGAUAGAAAUGUUUGAGUGUUUUAUGCAAAACAAAACUCCUGCACAGAUUGUCACACUCUUUAAAGUCAGCUUCACUUAGCUUUGGCUUAACAACAACAACCCCUAUCAGAUAAAAUUAACAGAUGACAAGUCAACCAGGAGUUAAUAUCUCUCACACACUUAAAAAGUAAUGACAACUGCACCCUGAUAGCUGAUAGCAUGAGGGAGGAAACAAGCCUUCCGCAGUUACUGAUUGGGGCAGAGCACCUGAGUAGAACUUAUAUAGCCAGUAUAUACAUUAUUAAAAAUAAAUAAGUAAAAUAAGAACAGAAUGGUUGUUUUAGGGCUUUAUUUUUGAAGCUGGGGCUCUCCAGAGUUUUCGUCGUUCCAGGGUCCUAUAUGCACAUUUACUCCUGAGUGGGCAUGUAUAGAAUUAAAGUAAAAGAGCAUAUGCACUUGAGUAUAUGCAGAAUGCUUUUCUUUUCUGCCUUAGAACUUUUGGAUUGAGAGGUUUGCUGAGGGAGUGACCUUAGCAAGUCUGAGCUUUCCACAAAAUGGAAGGAAGGGGAAAGGGGCGGAGGGAGUCUCCUAGAAUUGUAGAUUUGGAAAGGACCCCAAGGACGAUGUAGUCCGUUUCGGGGUCCUAAUCCGGCCCCUGUGGCAGUUCAAUCCUUAAAAAAGCUCAACAUCUAUGGUUGGCCCUCACAGCCCUUCGCUUCAUCAAAUCUGGCCCUCUUUGAAAAAAGUUUGGACACCACUGAUCUAGUGCAACCCCCUGCAGUGCAGGAAUCUUUUGCCCAAUGUGGGGCUCAUAUCCACAGCCCUGAAAUGAAAAGUCUCUAGAAAGAAAUCUUUACCACUCCCUUCCCUUUCAUUUUGCUUUGGGAUGCAGGAAGGAAGGAGAAACUAGCCAUGUUGCUGGGCUCAUCUCUUCCCACAUCAGCCCAAGAACUGACCCCGAAUGACCCAGGCGCCCUGUCCUUCUAUCCUCUUGAAACUACAGAAUUGUGUGCGCGUAAGGAGAGAGUGAAUUGCAAGAGAGUAAGGAGCUGGUAGAUCAGAUCAUCCCUGCCACCAACAGAGAAAGAAGUGGAUUUCUCUUCCAUUCUUCUUAUGUCAGGGUGAGGAAGCUUUCAGUCCCCGAGGGCCAUAUUUUCUUCUGGCAGCUGUCUGCCAUGGGUGGGUGGGGCUAGAGGCAAAAGUCAGCAAAGCGGCGAGUACUAAUUUUACCUUAGUACUAAGUAGACUAGUUUCUACAUGCCUCUCACAUAUCCCUCGGGGCAAGUGAAAGGCAUUAUCAGAGCUCAAGGACAUAUUCCAGCCAGGCAGAUGCACUUAAAGUGGUGACAAAGCAGGGCUGGUGAGAGAUGUGGCUUAGGAGGACGUGCUUCCUAGGGAGAAUUCCAGGAGGGAUGCAUUUAGCAUAUCUGUCUGAGGUUCCCUACCCCUGCCCUAUGUCUUAAGAGCCACACUUGGGCAACAGGCGGGGAUGGGGAGACGAACCUGCUUCAGAGAUGCCUAACAGAUACCUCACUUGCUUUUCAGCCCAGCUUCUAUACGCUUGACUUUCUGUGUCUCCAUCCCUUCUUGGGAUGGAGGGCUGCAACAAAGGCUGCAAACAGCAGCUCAAAACGCAGUGGCGCUCUGUUGGCUUGCUCUUUCUAUAGGUGCCAAAGAACCCAGGAAAGAUACAGUUCCUUGUGGGGUGUAAUGCGCAGGGGGUGGGGCAGGAGAGGCUUCUUCGCCCUGAUUGAGAUGGUUUCCAGUUCACAUCAAGACUGUCGCUUUGGGCAAGGGCUAGUAAAGCUUUCCUUCUUCUUGACAUUUUCCAGACGUGAGUUGCUACACAGCUGGUAAGUGGAUCAAGUAGUGGUGGUGAUGGGGAGUAAGGAUUGAUUUAUAUCGGGGGUGUGUGUGUUAAGAGCAGAUGAGUCUCCUCCAUCCCCUUGCACUAUGGAUCCAACCCAGCCCAUGUGUUACUUUUUAUAGAAAUGAUCCCUGUACCAAAAAUAAAAAGAUAAGAGGAGAUUUUGUUUCUUACCUAGUUUCUCCUUCCCUCCCCUGCCCCCCAUGUCCACAGCGGUGACUCUGCCCCUCAGGCUGCCUGCUUAGCAUUCAGCUGGUUGCACAUUCUCGGCACAUUAUGGGACAGCUGCCUCACCCUUUAGCACAGCACAGUACAGCACAGCGCAUCUUCUUGGCUGUAUGGGCCAAGCCAGUCUAAGAUAAAAAUAUGGCACAUGCGUCAUUAUUUUUGGCUUGCCUUAGCACACCUUUUCCAUUGUUGCCUCCUCUCAAGGCCUGUUUGGCUUGCUCUUGUAUUGCACUGGCAUGCAAUACUUGCCACCUUUUCCAGAGCCUCCCUGCCUUGCCACCCAGCAUCCUGUUCUUACACUGGCCAAUCACAUGCCUAUGCUAGGCCUACAAGCAAUGCGUCAGCGCCACAACACUCUUCCUUUUGCUGAACGCCAGCAGAAACUGGUCUCUCAGCAUUUCUUGGCUUCAGGACACAAAUGGGAGUUUACCAAUGAGCAGGCUGCUGAUUACGCGACUAAGGAAGGGCUGCCCCAUCGCUGGCAGACCUCGGGUGGCUGUCAAGUAUGCUGCUGUGCUUCUGCACCUGACCUCUCACACUCCAGUUGGCUAGAGCUGCUGAGGGAAUGCCCACUGCCGCCCUAAUGUCCUGCUGUUUUCUUUUUGCUCACUGUUCUGUGGAAGCAGCCCAGGAUUUCUUAUCGUGCAGGCUGUAGGAUAUAUUUAAGACCCUAGCCCUCGCCAGGCAUGCUUCUGUGUUGAAUCAGCGGGGAGAGACUGAGGACAAGCAUGAUAGCUUCCCCUUGGCAAUGACUGUUCCCAUCUCCCUCUAGGAGUCAGAGAGAUAGCUUCUGCACAAAGUGGAGCCCUAAUUUUCCACCUAGAUUAAUGCAACAUGUGCAGAUGAACCUAUAAAGUGUUUUUAUUAUUGUGUUGACACACAAUUGUUUCGGUGACAUCUCUGUUGUUUUCCACAAUACCUACAUUUUAAGUAACACAGCAUACAAUUUAAUUAUAUGUCUAUAGCUGAGUUUAAGAUUUGAUUAUGUGUAGUGUCAUCCUAGAGAAGAAAGCCCAUGUAAUAAAUCUUGGUGGUUGGCAAUUCUUGCAUUAUUUCUUUUUGCCUUUUACUUUGUUUCUGUGCUCUCCUGUUACUUGUUUGUUUGAUUGUUUGUUAUAAAUCUAAGACAGGAACUACCAGAGACACUCACCAGUCUGCAGCAGAUCUUUUCCUUCAGAAAUUCUAGUGUGCUCCCCCAAAGCCUUCAGUAUUUUUCUCCUACUAACACACACUAUGGCAGACCAGAAUAUCAGUCCCCUCUGUCAAUAAUGGUUUUAUGAACCGCCUCCUUCACCUCCAGGACAAUGCAAGAAAGCUUCUGUGGAGUUUUCACCUCCUGAUUCCAUUCUUCAAUAGUGUGAAGUCUUCCUGGCAUUUGCAGGAAAACUGACCUAGAGAUGGGGCAAGGAACCAUUUUACUGCACACUUGGAAUUCUUUGCACCUCCAUGAUUUCCCUAAAGUGAGGUUGUUAAGGACCAAUAUGCUAGGAAUGCUGAGUGCUGUGGUGGAAUGAAGAGGCUUUACAAUCACAUACAUUUAUGUGGUUGUGUGAAAAGUGGUGGGGCUACUUUUUAAACAAUAUUGGCAUUAACAUAAUUAUUUAGUCAUUAAUAAAUGUAUCGGAAAUGCAGUCACUGCCUACUGGCUGAGGAUUUAAUUAGCUGGCCGUCCUGCACAGUAGACCUAGCUAAUAUGAUCUAGUUUAAUAUAGAGAUGUUUGCCUUGCACAAUUGUUCAAUUCGGCUUUAAAAGGGGAUUAGAGAAAUUCAUUGAAGAAGAGUCUACCAGUGGCUACAAGCCUCAGUAAAUGUCAGCUUCCUAAGCUGCUGUGUUUUUUUUUAUUUGUUGCUAAAUAUGGCUUCUUCUUUGUUUGUUUUCAACCAUUAAGUAUGCAUUUGAAAUCAAUUAAGAUCACAGAAACUGGGUUGCGGAAAGUUUCUUUAAAAUGCACACAAGGGACUGAGAGAUGUGGGCAAUUUUAUAAAUAACUUUUCAUUUAUACAGAAGACACGUUCAAAUCAAUAUAUGACUAUGUUUUCUGGUGGAAACAUUUAGCCAUUGGCUUGGAUUCUUCUCCCCCCACCUUCCUGCUUGCUUAGGUCACUUGUAAUUCUGGGGGGGGGACGACGACGACGACGACUGUUUUUAGAUGGGGGUCUUUUAGCAGCCAGGAUCCAAUGUCUCACUGCUUAUCCCCCCAGGGCUUUAUGCCAACCAGGCCCCUCUUUAGUUGAGUCCCCAGUCUGUUGUCUCAGGGCACUCACUAACGCUGGUCCACCAGGCCACAUAAACCCCGGGCUUCAGAAUUUGCUGCUGCUUUGAUCUAAUUUGUCAGAGAAGAUCUUUCCCAGCUAAAUUCCUAUUCCCUUCCCAUUCCUUUUGGAAUUUGGCCUCCGUGCCUGCCUGCCUGCUGCCUUUGAAUUACACAGCCUGUUUCUAGCUCUUGGAAUUUGACCUUUUGACCAUCUUGAGCAAUGCUACCUGUCUCUUGCCCUUGAAACCUUUUGCCUUCUUCCUUGGGCCUUUUGCCCAUCUUGGGUUAUCUCACUUGCUGCCGCCUCUGGAACUUGAUUGAGGAUUUACUUCUACUCUCUUGGACUGAAUCCUCUCCCCCCCCCCUCUGUUCGUGUGGUGCCCCAAUAGCAUUUACUCCCUUCCCAAUGGGUCCCCAGAUUUCACUUCGAUAGGUAGCCCGCCCCCCGCCCCUGGCACUGUUGUUUAGGCUUCCCAGUCUUAGGAAGAAUUCUAACCGUGUUAGAAUGUGAUCAUCAUCAGACCUUGGUAUGGAGGGGAGGGAGCGGCACACCUGUACCCCUCCUACCCAGUUGAAGCAUGGUGGAUAAAAAUCAAUGGUUUUUAAAAAUAAAAAUAAAUCAGAUUUUUUAAAAUUUAAAUUGGAUUUUUAAAAUAAAAUGUUUUUUGAGUAAAAAGCUUUCUAAAUAUAGUUUUAUAUUUAAGUCACAUUAUAGUCCAAAGGCUAGACAUUAGGAAAUAAGGAUUUGUUUUAAGUUUUUCAUGUGUGCUAAAACUCAGUCUAAGGUUGUUGUUGUUGUUUUUUUAAAAAAACCCGUUUAACCACAUCAAUUAACAAACAUGGAUACAUAUGCUAUAAUGUUAUUGUUUUAGUUAAAUAAAUUGUUAAGGAAAUGAUUUUUCUCUCUCCUUCCAAUAAAGUACAGCAGAAAAGUUGUCCAAAUAUAAACUUAUUAAGCCUCACAAUAAUUUCAUAAUGAUCUGUCAAUGUAUUUCUAAUAGUAUAACCAAAUCAGUAAUUUUUGAUAUAACUGUAACAACUACUCUGAAAAUUAUUCAAAAAAAAUUGACACCUUCAUCUGGUUGUAAAUAUUAGUAUUAUACCAGCAAGAACGAGUCUUUCUGCAAAAAAAGAGAGAUUUAAAUAAAGUCUUACUGACUAGUGAUUUAAAUCAAGUCUUACUGACUAGCGAUUUAAAUGGUGAUUUAAAUCGAUUUGAUUUAAAUCAAAUCCCCCCUGAGUUGAAGCCUUCUUUUGGAUGCCUGAAGAGGGCUUAAGCUUUUGGAUUAAUGAUUAAUUAAUCAUUUCCCCCAUUCACUCCACUGCUGUAUAUUUAAGUCUUCCUAUACGGAUCAAUAUUAUUACUUGCGAUCCAGACGAUAUGAAAUUGUCUCCCCACGGUGAAGCUUCUUGAAUAUGUGUUCUGAACUCUGUCUGCCAGUGUUUAGUCACAAGAGACAGGCAAAUACUAAGGGGUGGGGGUGGGGAGACCAGGUUUCUCACAAUUGCUAGUUAAAUUACCAUUCAGAUGCAGUGAGCAGCAGCUGUUCAUUACAUAACAGAGGUUCUUGCAUAAGAUAAUUCCCAGACUCUCUCAGGUGAGUGGCAAUGCGUGUUGUAUGACUAGCAAAUGGUGCAAUGUACCUUGUCUCAAGGCAGGCAUUGUAACUGAGAUGGGUAAUAGUGCAAAUAUUACCAUACAUUGUCUGAAACCUUCAACCUUUUGAUUUCCCUUUUUGUCAGGUGUUCUGAUUUAUGCACCAAAAACUUGGAGGUAAAAUUAGGCCCAGAUCCUUUGUUGCCAUUCUCCUGAAAGUCCUCAGUAAGGCGGUAAAGGUAAAGGUACCCCUGACCAUUAGGUCCAGUCGCGGACGACUCUGGGGUUGCGGCGCUCAUCUUGCUUUACUGGCCGAGGGAGCCGGCGUACAGCUUCCAGGUCAUGUGGCCAGCAUGACUAAGCCACUUCUGGCGAACCAGAGCAGCACACAGAAACGCUGUUUACCUUCCCGCCGGAGCGGUACCUAUUUAUUUACUUGCACUUUGAUGUGCUUUCGAACUGUUAGGGGGGCAGGAGCUGGGACCAAACAACAGAAGCUCACCCUAUUCCGGGGAUUCGAACCACCGACCUUCUGAUCGGCAAGCCCUAGGCUCUGUGGUUUAGACCACAGCGCCACCCGCGUCCCCAGUAAGGCUGUAACGAAAAACAAUUCCGUUUUUUUAUUUUACUACUUUUCAUCCACACUGGGAAGCGCAAUUGUUUUGUUUUGUUUUGCCAGGGAAAACGAUUUUUUAAACCUAUCUCAUAAUAGUGAGUAUUUUUCCAUAGCUUUUAAGAAGUGGGUUUCAACUAUGACUUACAAGGAAGCUUAGAUGUAAAUUACAGAGUAUUAUUUAAUAUUAUUUAUAAAAUAUGAAUUUGCUGGAGCAAGGCUUUUAUAACGAAUUUUCAAAUGCUAUUUCUGAAAUAGUAUACUAUCUCAGUUUCUUGUCUACUAGUAAUUGCGAUGAUAAGCUCUGAAAAAAGAACAGACAUUUUCUUAUUUUAUUUUUUAGUAAUGUAGCUAUGCUUAAACACUUGUUUUAUUGGCAAAUGUUUUAAAUAUUUGGAAUAUAAUGAUUAUGAUGAAACUAAUGCGCAAUGUUAAAUUGCCUAAGGGUAUCUAAUGUAGAAAUACUACAUGAAUAUCUGGCUAACUUUAAAAUAACAUUAUCCUUUCCUUUUAUUCAAUGUGUUUCUUAAAAAGAAGGCGAGAAAAAGCCAUAACUAAGGCUUCAUUAAUAUGAAUACUUUUCCUUUCAAAGUUUUGCUAUCACUUUUUAGUUGUUGGCAUCCAUCUGACUUGAGAGGAUAGGAGCCAACUCCUAGGAGUUGUAGGGGCUUUGGCCCCAACAAUAAAAUAUUUGAGGGGGCUGCCCCGCCUAAGCAAGGCUUUCCCAUUCAAAUGGUGUGCGUGCACUGUGUCAUGUGAUUGAUUAUGUGGGGCAGGGCUUACCUGGGCCCCCACAAUAUUUUAUUCCGGUUGGCACCCCUGCUCGAGAGACAAUGAAGUGCACAUCCAGGGGUGAAAUAAGACCACUGUGGUAGCAGCACUGAAGUAGACUGCCUGAGGCGCAAGCCUGGGCAAUAUGUAUGGUGAACCCUAGAAUUAGAUUAUUCACCAGAUGAGAUUUCACAUUAAAAUAUGAAAUCUCAUUUGGUGAGUCCUAUUUGGUUGUUGUGCUGAUGCCUAAAGCAACAAGGGUUGCAUACAUGUGUGAUGGAGCAGCAAAACACAGACUUAAACCUUUUUCAUGCCCAAAGUCACAAAGAUAGGAAGAACUUGGUUGUGCAAACUCUCCUUUAGUCUGAAAUCAUGGGUAGUGAACACUUGCUCUCAGAGGAUAAAUACGGCGUUUAAAGACUAUAUAAGCAAAAAGCCUAUAAACCCAGAAGGUUUGUCCAGUGAUUGAAACACAGUCAGUUAGCACAGAAGAGCGCAUGACCUUUGGUAAGUUCUUUAGUCUCUGUUACAGGGUUUAUUUUUGUUUUUAUUUCUUAACAUUUAUGUACCUGUUGAUCAUAGACAAAACGUCAAAGCCGUGUACAAACCUCAAGACAGUUUAUUGGGAAGUAUCUGGUCAAUAUAUUGAGAGCUGGUGAAGGAAUGAUAGGAAAGCUAUCAACUUUUGCAUUGGUCAGGAUACGUUGCCUGAGAGAGGGUAUAAUGAUUGUGUUAACAUGUUUAGCGUGACAUGGACAGACCCGUCUAUAAGGCAAGUGAAGCGCUCUCCUCCCUUCACUUUCUCCUGUGUGGCCAAGACAAAAACUUAUGUCGAGCCAACUUCAAACCGCAGAUUAUGAAGCUGGCUUAUUAAACUGACCAUUUUUGGUUUUAUUCAGGAACCCUGGUUUCUACCUAUGGCCCUUAUUUUUUUUGGGGGGGGGAGGACCUAUAAAUGCAUCAGAACUACUCCUGGCCAUGUGGGAGUAGGAGAGGAGGGUGGGAGUGGAGGCUGGAGGCUGAUGUUUUGCAUGGGCUUGUGGAUGCUAUAUUAUGGUUUAGUGUUGUAUGUGAACUAGGCCAGUAGUUCAGACACUCUUCCAGAUUCCAUUUACCUACCUACCGAUUCAUUCAUUCAGUCAGUCAGUAAUUUAAAAAGUACCGGUAUACCACCUUUCAUUUGAAGAUCACAGGGCCAUUUACAACAUAAUAAUGCCGGAUGUCUGAUCAUAGUGGUGACUGACCUAGAUUUCCAGUAUGAAUGGAUGAUGCUCAUUUGUGUCCCGGUUGUGCAACAGUUUUCACUUGUGUGAUGGAAUUUCUCUUUCCUUUACUCUCUCUUGCAGCCCCUUGCAUACACCCAAAAAUAAGCUCUGGGGUGGGGGUUGGGUCCUUGCCCAACAAAAUUUCUAGAUAAACAGAAGAUGAGAUCCAUUGGAUUCCGAGAUAUUGAGGGACAAAAUGCUUAGAAAGUUGGCAAGUAAACCCAUCGUGCAGUGGCAGAGAGUGGACAGAACCAGCUCCAGCAAGGAGGGAAACAAGGGGUGCUUUUUUUAAAAAAGCUAUUUUUAUUUUCUCUGAUGUUAAGAUUGUUAUCUCAUCUGUGGUGACAUUUUUGCUGUGAGAAGGAAAAUGUGGUCUGUAAAGUUUCCAUUAGCCUAUAUGGUAGAUAUUGAGUGUUGAAAAUACAAGUUUAUAUCUUGGCUGAGAUCAGCAGAGCACAACAUUCACUGGGAGUUAUUCUUGCCAAAGUCAGAAAACACUAUUUAGGACAAACAGAGAAGUUGGCUUCUGUAGUUCCCUUCUGAUGCUACCCAGCCUCUGCCCAUCACCCACUAUUUCCCAUAAAUCCAAAUGUAUGUGAAUGAAAGCCAAGUUCCUAAUAAGGCAAGUGAAAACAUAGCUUUAAUUUGUAGUUAAGAAUACUCCGAUCUGUGUAUGUGGCCACAUGUUCCAUUGGCAAGAUGUUAGAAGUUCCUCUGAAGCAUAUAAUUACUAUAUCAUUGCUUAAUAAAGGAUACCUUUUAACAAUUAAUUCUACUUGGAGCAUUAAGCUUUUUAAGAUUUCAGAAUUUAAUAGAACAGUUUGAAGGUGUCAAGAGAAUUGAAUUGUUUUAGUCAUUUAAUUCCUUUUCUUUUAAAACUGCACUAUAGCACGCCCUGCAAUUAUUAAACAAAACAAAACACAAGUACCAAAAUUCAGAUGUAUAAAUACUGAAUGGUGACUGCAAGGAUAUAAAAGAAACCUGCCGUGACAUGCAUGAAUGAAGAACGAUUUCCCUGGCUAUUUACACAAAUAAGAAUUUUUCUGUCUUUUAAGACAGGUCUUUGAAAUGUUAAAUCCCAGUCAUGUUUUUUCUUCUUCUGCUGGCUGGCAGAAGGGGAAUAGACACUGAAAGCGGCCAAGAACAUCAACUUGUAUAGGAGCAUUCCUGUUCUUUUUUUAAAAAAAGAAAUAAAAAAAACCCAGCCAGAUUUGCUUCCUGUAUUAAGGGACGGGAGGAUGGGAACACAGCUGCUCUCACAGUUCAACAUGAAAUGACUUUUAGUGUGCAAGUUUGAUUGAGCACUUGGCCUGCAAACCUACGCGAGCUUACCCAAGACGAAGCAUUGAACUUCAUAGUGCAGUACGUACUUCCUAGUAAAAAACAUAGGAGUGCACACAAACCAAUUCCUCAAAAGAGGUCUACAGUAGAGCUUUUAUGUUAGCAUUCUCUUGGUCUAUAUAAUUAGACCCCAGUUCUCUUGGGAUACUUGUGGAUCUGUUAUGGGUUUGUUUGUUUUUUUUAAAUCAGAGUGCAGGAUAAUUCUCUCCAGUUGCCAAUUCAAGUUGCCUUAGCAACUUUAUUUACUGAUUUAAAACUUUUUGAUAAUUUGUGAAUGUUUAAAAAGCACUAGUCCCAAUAGAGAUGCUUGGGGGAUCCCAGUUAAUGUUUCCUAAGUAAAUAGUUUGGCUACAUUUGCAAUGGCUUUCUACCAGAAUUGCAGUGCUUAAGGCAAGUCAGACACACACACACACACACACACACAGAGAGAGAGAGAGAGAGAGAGAGCUCUAUCAGCGACUCAGUGUGACUGCAUGGAAGCCACAAAAAGGGAAAACAGGGUUGUUUAAUUAUAGUGGUUGCUUUUACAAUUGGUCCACUGUGCAAUCACACACCCCACCCCCAAUUUUCAUACCAGGAUAUUAUGAACCAAUAAAAUAAAAUAAAAAUUCUCAUGGUGGUCACGAUAGGAUUGAGUAGAUACUGCUGGACCUGCACUUUUGGAAGAAUACGCGAGGCAACUCUUGAAAAGUAGAAACCUUUCUAGAAAGGACCACUCAAAGAAACAACAGCUAUACUGGUGAACAACCCUGUUCUGUUUAAGUAUGCUUAUACAAGUCAAUCUCACUUUUGAGUUUAGAUUGAGCAAAUAUUUAUUUCUCCUCGCUGCCACCACCUGUAGCUGCCUUUUAUUCACAUGACUUAAAGUGCUGACGUAUCCCCCUACCCUCUAUCUGGUUUGCUUUAUAUCUAUGGUAUGUUUUAUAUGGUCAGAUACUCAAAUAAUUCACCCAGGACAAACCCCUACUUGUUGCAUAGAGGUGCUUAUAUCAGUGGAGCUUGUAGAGCCUGUGUUGCCAAAGUUUGGCUAAGGAACAAAGAAUAGUUGCUGUGAUAGCAUGCCAAACCAUUAAAUUGCAAGUGUCAACUUGCCAGCAGAUAUUCCGGAGGUACUAUUGUUUCCACCCUCACAACACAGUAGGGUGUGGUGUUCCAAACUAGGUCAACGAAUACCUAGGAAUGUGGAACUGACUGUUUAAUUAGGGCUAUCUUUUCAUUCUUUAGUUCUUAAAUGUUCUGCGGCUCAGCAGUUGUGUUACAUAAUGGAAGCAAAUUCUAACACUGCAUGAUUGUACAGUUGGCAUGCAGUUAAGUAUCUCAGACAGUGAGAGGUACCAAAUAAAGCACAGCUGAGACUUUAACAAAACCAACCUUUGCUUCUUCUUUUUUUAAGUAUCAUAAUCAGCCUACAUGGAAACAUCUUUAUCAUAUAUGAAUACUCAUACGCCCAGAACCAGGAUUCUUUUUUUAAUUGUGGUCAGGAGCUUCACUUCGCAAAAAUCUCAGGAUGGCAAGAAGAAGAAGAAGAAGAAGAGUUUGGAUUUGAUAUCCCACUUUAUCACUACCCGAAGGAGUCUCAAAGCGGCUAACAUUCUCUUUUCCCUUCCUCCCCCACAACAGACACCCUGUGAGGUAGGUGGGGCUGAGAGACUUCAGAGAAGUGUGACUAACCCAAGGUCACCCAGCAGCUGCAUGUGGAGGAGCGGAGACGCGAACCCGGCUCCCCAGAUUACGAGUCUACCACUCUUAACCACUACACCACACUGGCAAGAAAACGAUAGAUUUUUUCCCUGGUUAUUAGACUUGUUUCAUGACCUUCUCUCAUCUUCAAUGGUGUACUUUCCAGCCCUGUGAACGUCCACAUUUCCCAGUACUUAAUUCCUGGAUUAGGUCAUCCUGAACUAUUACAACUUUUGCACCAUCUUCCCAGCUCUAUUUGGUCCACCUACCCAAGAGGCAACGAAGGGAUGUUUGGGCCAUGGGGCAAUCAAAUGGCAGGCAUGUUCUUGGCAGCAGACAUUUCAUCUUCAUGAUACAGUGUGAUGUGCUGAAAAGUGGAGUUUGGUGCUUCUGACCUCUACAGACAUCUCCAUGUCCUUAUCCAAGUGCUUCUCUAGCAAACUUAGUUGUUGACAAUAUAAAUGGACCAGAGAACAGGAAAGGGUAUCAAAAGAGAGAAAACUGGCCUGAAGUGAAAUUGGGGAAAGCUGGGGAUUUGACAGCAUCCCCCCCUCCCCCAGAAUUUCUCCAUUGUCGAAUGUAGAGAUCUCCAUGGUAGCUCAAACCCCCAACCUCUUCUCAGCAGCCUGCAAGAAGCAGUUUUCAACAGCUCAGAGGUCUCAGGACCAGAGCGUGGAUCACACUUCUUGCAGACCUCAUCAUAUUGAGGUGGGGCUAAGAUGAGCAUAACCAGUGAUGAAGUGAAUUUCUUGGUGUAUCGCUAUCUUCAGGAGUCAGGUUUCUCCCAUUCAGCCUUCACAUUUGGAAUAGAGAGUCAUAUUAGCCAAUCCAACAUCAAUGGGACACUAGUGCCACCUGCUGCCCUCAUCUCCAUACUUCAGAAAGGCCUGCAGUAUGUGGAAGCAGAGAUCAGCAUCAAUGAGGAUGGCACAGUGUUUGAUGGCAGGCCUAUAGAGUCGCUAUCGUUGAUAGACGCAGUAAUGCCUGACGUGGUACAGACUCGGCAGCAGGCUUUGCGGGAGAAAUUAGCUCAACAGCAAGCUAGCACGGCACCAGCCACAGCGCCGGCCACCACGGCCACCACAGCUUCUACAGCAACAACAGCUGCUGUCCCGCAGCAGAACACACCAAAGAAUGGAGAAGCCACUGUGAAUGGAGAGGAGAAUGGGGCACAUGCAAUAAAUAAUCAUUCAAAGCCAAUGGAAAUUGAUGGGGAUGUUGAAAUUCCUUCUAACAAAGCAACAGUCCUCCGGGGACAUGAAUCAGAGGUGUUCAUCUGUGCCUGGAAUCCUGUCAGUGAUCUGCUAGCAUCGGGAUCUGGUGACUCUACGGCCAGAAUAUGGAAUCUAAAUGAGAACAAUAAUGGUAGUUCCACUCAACUCGUCUUGAGGCACUGCAUAAGAGAAGGAGGACAUGAUGUUCCCAGCAAUAAGGAUGUAACAUCGUUGGACUGGAAUGCUGAUGGGACGCUGUUGGCUACAGGAUCAUAUGAUGGCUUUGCAAGAAUAUGGACAGAAGAUGGAAAUCUUGCAAGCACCUUAGGUCAACAUAAAGGACCCAUCUUUGCUCUGAAGUGGAACAAAAAGGGAAAUUACAUUUUAAGUGCUGGAGUUGAUAAAACAACAAUAAUUUGGGAUGCUCAUACAGGAGAAGCUAAACAGCAGUUUCCUUUCCACUCAGCCCCUGCUCUGGAUGUAGACUGGCAGAACAACACUACUUUUGCAUCCUGCAGCACGGACAUGUGCAUACAUGUAUGCAGACUAGGCUGUGAUCGCCCAGUCAAAACUUUUCAAGGCCAUACGAAUGAGGUCAAUGCUAUCAAAUGGGAUCCUUCUGGGAUGCUUCUAGCGUCGUGCUCAGAUGAUAUGACAUUAAAGAUUUGGAGUAUGAAGCAAGAUGUGUGUGUACAUGACCUUCAGGCACAUAACAAAGAGAUUUAUACUAUCAAAUGGAGUCCGACGGGACCAGGGACCAACAACCCAAACUCUAAUAUUAUGUUGGCAAGUGCUUCAUUCGACUCUACUGUUCGGUUGUGGGACGUCGAAAGAGGAGUCUGCACUCACAUGUUAACCAAACAUCAAGAGCCUGUCUACAGCGUAGCUUUUAGCCCUGACGGAAAAUACUUGGCCAGUGGUUCCUUUGACAAGUGUGUCCAUAUAUGGAACACUCAGAAUGGAACUCUAGUACAUAGCUACAGAGGCACUGGGGGAAUAUUUGAAGUCUGCUGGAAUGCUAAAGGAGACAAAGUGGGGGCUAGUGCAUCAGACGGAUCGGUUUGUGUUCUAGACCUGCGAAAGUAAAUGUUUUAGAAGAAAAUUCGCAAAUGGACCAGCAUUGAAUGUGUGGGUAGAAGCACUCUUCAAAACUAUUUUAACAUCUCUAGAACUGCAAGAACAGGGGGAAACAAACAGAAACUGGGCGGGGGGGACCCCAGAGUGUACAACAAAGGCAACUCUCCCAGGCAGCAGAAGCCUGCAAAAUGUUUUGUCCAUAACCUUCACCGUGGAGUUAAGACACAAUCACGUAGGGGGAGGGGUUGGGGAUGGUUUCCACCUGGAACCUUCAGCCUUUGGAAGCAAGAGGCCACCACCAGCUAAGACCCCGUAGUGUCUCUGAGAACUCGCUCUGAUGGCUGCAGAAAAGAAGAGGAAAAGCUGUGCCAAAAAUGAUAAUAAUAAUAAUAAUUAAAAAAAAGAAAACCUAUAAAGCAAAAUGCUUUUAUAAACCAAAAUGGGGAGAGAGAAAAAAAAGAAUCCUCCUCCAUGUGGUCCUGUAUUUUUCCCCGCUUCCAGUCUGGACACUACCGUUGCUCUCCCAAAGGACAUUCAAAGACCAGUUUGUACUGAUGACACACAACUUUGUAAUCACAACACUUUCUAUUUUCUAGACUACUUUUAUUUGUUCAAUGGGUUUCCCCCUCCCCCCCCUUUCAGCUGGAAUAUGAUAGCCUUUGAGGAUCACAGGCAUAGUAGGUUUGAACUGAAUUUCUUUUCUUUCUUUAUUGUGCCCAUGUUUUUGUUCGUCUGUUUUGUUUUGCUUUUUUCCGUUGAUGCCCGCAGAAAAUGCAGCCAGGUGGGCAAAAUGAAAAGUUUUAACAGACUUUUUCUCUCCCCUUCUUUCCGCUCCUCCUCCCCCCACCUGCCCCUUCCACUCUUGUCUCUUCUCUCCCAGAUUCUUCUUUCUCUUAAUACUUCCACGCUUCAGAUCUUAGGGUCUCAAGGGCACUUUCAACAAAUUGUGUAAUAAGUGCUUUAUGUAAGAAUGCAAUGCCGGGAACGCUUUUUACAGGAGAAAGAUGACUUUUUAGGAAAAGAAAGAACCCAGUGUAUUUUUGGAAAAAAAGAGAAGUAUUUUUUAUGUUAAAACACAAUUUUAGAAGCUUAAAAUCUCUACCAGAUGUAGACUGGAUUGUGUUACUCAUUCAGAACAAAAAAGAAACCCAAUUUGAAUGGAAUCUGAUACAGAUUUAAAGAUGCAGUAUCCCUUUUAUUUCCUCCUCAUGAAAGGUGAUUUGCUAAAACAAAGAAACAAAAAAGAAACCAGGCAUUGCUUCUCUUGUAAAAUAUAAUCUUCUUCAAGAGAAAAAAAAAUCUUGCAUGUUUUUAAUUUAAUUGACAAGUCUUAGUGAUGUCAAUUAUGUCACAUUGUUUCAGAAGGUUAGAGUUUUAAAAAUAGAUACUUCUUUUCUGACUCAUAUACAGUAUCCAGAUAACUCUCAACAUUUUUUUAAAAAUCCUACAUUUCUUGCAGAAAAUAUUUCCACGUUGAAUAAUGCCCAAUUCUGCCAUUUUAUUCAAAAUGAGUAAUUGUUUUUGUUUUUAAUCUGAGUGAUAAGUCUAGUGUUUCACAGAUGUAGAGAGAACUUUGUUAUUUGCUGACUAUUUCUGUUUACAGAUACUGCUAGGUUAGGGAGAUGUGCAGUGGGUUUACUUUUUUAAACUGCUGCUCAGCUGCCCAAGGUAUUCAAUAGCUGCAAACCAACCCCCGUUUAACUGGCAGAACAUCCCAUUUAACCCAGUGGGACUUGUAUCCAAGUAAUGUAGACAUGCAUAGGAUUGCACUGUAAGAGGUAAUAAGAUCAGACUGGUUUAAGCCAACAAAUAGCUUUUGGAAUUUUGAAAGAGCUAAUCCUCUCUCUGCAAACAUUUCUGACAUAUUACAGAAAUUGCCUCUGGAGACACUUAGCACCCUGAAUUGACCAGCAAGUUCCCAGGGAGAGGGGGAUACUGCAUCUUUAACUUGGUAAACACUGGGUUCCUUAUAUGGGGCAUCAAAAAGCCCAGUAUUUCUAGGGUUCAAUACAUAUUAGUCCCCCAAGACAUAUAUGAGAUUGCAUUUUUAUUUUUUAUUUUAAAAACUAACUUUAGAGCCAAGUGAAGUGCACUUUGUCAAAUGUAAGGGUUGUUUUAUUUUGUGGGGGUGUGUGCGUUCUACUUUGUCCUUGUUUCAUUCUCUUGUUUUCUUUUUUCUUUUUUGCCUUCUAAAAAAUGCGGUUCUUUGUCAAUUGCAGAAUUGUUACUUCAGCCACUCACUGAUUAAGUCUGAAUUCUGGCUUCUGAAGUUUUAUUGUCUGUGUCAGACUUGAAGCCGGGCUUGGUUCUCAUUUCAGCAUUUCCCGGGUUCUGUUGAAUCAACAUCUCCCCUCACCCCGUUUUGUCUGUACACCCACUCCCUUCUUAUAAACACACACACACAUACACAAACCCGCACUCUCUUUCAGCAAAUCACCUUGUGUGUUGUAGUUUGUUUGUUUCAAGGAGAGAAUCAACAGAUCAUAUUCCGUGUCUUGAAUAAAUUGCUAUAUUUUGAUAUUAGAAA
This is a messenger RNA of Zootoca vivipara (common lizard), 20003 nucleotides long. The record is from RefSeq and is a predicted model, not a curated record. NCBI's taxonomy places the organism in Eukaryota, Metazoa, Chordata, Lepidosauria, Squamata, Lacertidae.